Molecule: messenger RNA, 892 nt
Organism: Centruroides sculpturatus (bark scorpion)
Lineage: Eukaryota; Metazoa; Arthropoda; Arachnida; Scorpiones; Buthidae
Exons: 2
Coding region: 243-818 (191 amino acids)
Source: RefSeq, a predicted model, not a curated record
UAACCUUCCACAUAAAUUGUGAUGUUGUGAGCUUGAAGGAUGACGGCUGGAAGUUGAUAAACGGUUUUCUUCAUAUAUCUCCAGCAAAUUUAGGGAACUAUCGAAGAGGGGAAGGUUGAAAAUAAGGAGCCCGAAAUUCCUAUCCCGUUUAACCUUUGAGGGCAUUAAACUCUCUCGAGAGGGUUAUCUUUGACCAUAAUUGUGAGAUAUCUAACUCGACCUCUUUAUUUAUCUUUCAGAUAAUGGAGGAAGACACGAUACCGGAUGGGACCCUCGAUAUAAAGGAAACGAGACCCUCUAGCCAAGAUUUUUCCAAAUGUAGCACCGCUGAGGAUUUUUGGCCCCCGACGUCGUUCGAUGGCGAAAAACCCAAUCAAUCUCGCAUCCGUCGAAAUAAUUCCUCUCCAGAAACCUGUCCACAACCAGCUGCAGGCUCAAAUCUGACUCGAUCUCAUUCCUUCAUUCGUCGGAAUGUAUCUUCUCCUUCUCUCAGGAGCUUCGAUACCAAUGAUGGAACAGUGAAAUCUAAAUUGCUGAAAGCCUCAAGGUUAUCUUCUAGCAGGAGUGCCAUUCAUCUGUGGAAAUUAACAGAGAGACCUAGCGAAGUAGCCAUCCGUACAGAAUCCGCCAUUGGUUCUCUUUACGAACCAUUCGAAGACGUCAAGAUCCAAUUAGUGAGGCAAGCUAGAGAAGUAUUGUUAUGUCGAUAUCAAGGAGAUUAUUGGAAAUUCUGUCAAAGGUUCUUGCAACCCGUUUCUCUUCUACUUAAUGAAUUGAAGUCCAAAGUAAGUUCCUCUCUUUGUUUUAGCGAUAAUUAGCAAUUCUUUUUAUAUUCCAAUUUCCUAAAGAAUCUUGUUUUAGUAACGGAUUUUCGGCUAUUUUUUUUUCGUGU